Platichthys flesus (European flounder) is the source of this 2031-nucleotide messenger RNA. Its product is annotated as serine/arginine-rich splicing factor 10-like. NCBI's taxonomy places the organism in Eukaryota, Metazoa, Chordata, Actinopteri, Pleuronectiformes, Pleuronectidae. Bases 109 to 834 code for a protein of 241 amino acids. The record is from RefSeq and is a predicted model, not a curated record. Gene Ontology annotation, molecular function: RNA binding. The transcript is spliced from 6 exons.
AGAAGAGGAGCGAACAAGGCGCAUUUUAACUGCGCAUGUUCAGGGCAAUUUCUCAACGCUGUUUUUUUCCGUAGCAACGUUUUCCUGCCGCUGCGGGACUUUAAUUUCAUGGCCAGACACAUGAGGCCUCCGAGCACGUCUCUGUUUGUCAGGAACAUCGGCGAUGAGUCCAGGCCUGAGGAUUUGCGGCGUGAGUUUGGCCGCUAUGGGCCGAUAGUAGAUGUCUACAUCCCACUUGACUUCUAUACACGUCGACCAAGAGGAUUUGCAUACAUUCAAUUUGAGGACGUGCGUGACGCAGAGGAUGCUCUUCACAGCCUGGACAGGAAGUGGGUUGGUGGCCGGCAGAUUGAAAUCCAGUUUGCACAGGGCGACAGAAAGACUCCCAACCAGAUGAAGACGAAGGAUCGGCCUUCACCCGGCAGAUCCUCUCGAUACGACGACUACGAUCGAGACAGCCGGCGCAGACGCUCGCGCAGCCGCAGCUACGACCGGUACCGAUCCCGCAGCCCGUCGGGCGAUCGCCGGCGCAGACGCUCGGAGAGUCCGCGAGAAUCUCGGGGGCGUAUGAAUGGAAGAGGAAGGAGCAGGAGCCGUGAGGAAGACAGAUACAAGCAGCGGCCAGCGAGGAGAGAGUCCAGGGGAAGAUCUCGAUCGCGCUCCAGAUCGGCACCUCAGCGAGAAAACAUCAACCAAGCUUCGACUUCCCAUUACCCGGAGGAAGAGGUGCGGCGUGCACACUCCCCGGCCCACUCACGAUCCCGUUCUGUGUCCCGAUCACGCUCCCGCUCUCGCUCCAGGUCCUGGGCGGGACGCAAGUCAGGAGGACGCUAGAACGUAUCCGCUCCCUCCUUUAAAACCUUCCUUCAGCUCAGUACCAGAGCUGGUUGUUUGUUAAGAAAAGAUUCGUUUGACAUGAAUGUAACGUCCACUGAACCAUUUGUAGAAAGUUUGUUUUUGCAGCUUCCUUUUAUGAACAAUGCCCAAGGUCCUUUGCUUGUUUUUAUAAAAUUAUUUUGGUAAUAUUUCCUGACAGGAACAUUUUGCAGUUUGCAGGUUCUAUGUUCAGUGGUAGUCGGCCAGGAAUAUUCUGUUGUCUUUUUCUUUCUUUUUUUACAUACAGUUGCUGAUAAUUUAGUUUUCUAAACCCUACGCACCCAUUUUUGCAAAAACAGUCAGUAUUUUAAAAGAAAUCCAAGUUGUUAAUGAGUCAGAGCAGCUUCUUUUCAGACAUGACCGAAGUUAGUCCACGUGGGAAUACAGCAGGAAGGCGUCAUAGAGAAAGAGGUGAAUAGAAGGCGCGGAGAAAUAAGUCGAUGGCUUCCUGAUCUCCUGCUGUGUUCUUCAUGUGUGGAAACAUCCAGACCCACUUCUCCAGAGCUCAUGUCUGAAAACAGCUGGUUUUCUCAAAAGUAGAUUCAAAGUUUCUUGGGUGGUUCUUCUUCUCUUCUCCUUUUUUUUACGCAGCAACAGAGAUAAAUGUGUGUCUCUUUAAAAAUCAACGUUAAACUCAUCUUGAUAAUUCAUCACAGUGCACAUUAUUUAUAAUCUUCCACUUUUAAUGUCGGAUACAAACCGACUCGGAACGAGUUUAACUGCAGCAGUAAUGUGAUUGAGAAAGAUGAAAACUGACACUGAUGGAUUAAACUUCAAGUUGAUAUUUUUAUAUUUUAACAUUAAAUCCUCUGGCUGCCUGGACGAAUAAAAAAUUUAAAAAAAAACCCGAAUUGAAAUCUCUUGUUUGGACAUAAAUAAUACGAUCUUUUUAAAAAGUGUUUUGUCAACCAGACUCUGUUUGGACAUUAACCUGUUUUCAUUUUGUGGUGUUUUCUGUAACAGUAGAACCUUUUUCUGAAGGUGUUUCAUUUCCCAACACUUCCUCAAAAAUCAUCGGAUCUUUAUCCGACUGUGUUGUUGAUAGUUUUUCUGAGCGGCUCUUGUCACGGCAUGUUUUAUCCUCCCGGUCUUCUAUCAUCCGUAGAAAGAAACUGUUAUUUUGAGUAUUAAAUGAUAACGUUCUGUAAAAAGAAA